AACGCACGAGUGGACUGCCGUGACGCCUGCUGCUGCUGCUGCUGCUGCUGCAUCAUCAGUUGCCGGCGGUCCUUGGGCUGAUUGCCCGCGCCGCAUCAGCUUGCUGCUCGAGACGUCUCCGAGACGCGAGGCAGAGAUCCUUUAUUUCCUCGGAUGCUCGAGCCUAGGAAGCGCCGGCGCCCGUUUUCAGGCCGAGCGGGUCCUUCUUCUACGAGGUGCAAGGGCAGAGAGGCAGAGCAGCAGACAAGCAAGGACACACAGCAAGCGCGUGCGGAGCUGGCUGGGCACCUGGGCCGGUGGUAAUUAUGCGAGACAACAAAAAAGAUGGCAGAAACGGGCGGAUCGUACUUUUGGCAACGGCCGUGACAGGGGCCUGGGGGCUGGCACUCCAGUGGUCAGUCAGUGGCGGACCCAGCAAACCUUGGAAGCCCGGGGGGCGUCACUCAGCCAAGGUUAUUCGACAGCCAGGCACGACACAAAGAGCCGCCGCUCCGUGGUGGCAGAUUGGACCCAGCUUCGGAUUAAUUUGGUGAUGGGGCUCUGGCCUCGAUGGGCGGGGAGGCUGCCUUCUGUCCAGGUCAACCUUGGAGCGGCGGCCCUGUCCUCGUCAAGGUGCACAAGGCAUGGCUAGUGUACUUUGACUGGUUGCGGCUUCACUAGGCUGUCGAUAUAGGGUUCCGGCCGAAUGUUGAGAUGAUUGCUGCCAGCCCAGACAGAGUAGUUGACACUAGACUAAGACACACUACAUACUG
Microdochium trichocladiopsis is the source of this 752-nucleotide messenger RNA. RefSeq lists its product as uncharacterized. The transcript has a single exon. The coding region runs from base 306 to 533 and encodes 75 amino acids. Lineage: Eukaryota; Fungi; Ascomycota; Sordariomycetes; Xylariales; Microdochiaceae. The record is from RefSeq and is a predicted model, not a curated record.